Molecule: messenger RNA, 1080 nt
Organism: Toxorhynchites rutilus septentrionalis
Lineage: Eukaryota; Metazoa; Arthropoda; Insecta; Diptera; Culicidae
Product: seminal metalloprotease 1-like
Exons: 2
Coding region: 24-962 (312 amino acids)
Biological process (GO): proteolysis
Molecular function (GO): metalloendopeptidase activity; zinc ion binding
Source: RefSeq, a predicted model, not a curated record
ACCUUGUCCCGAGAAAAACAAUAAUGGCUGCUCUUCGCUGCGUUAUUUCUUUGAUACUGCUAGCAGGUCUAGUGCACAGCUAUCCAGGAGUUCGGCAGAAGCCGCCAGUGCCGAAAUAUGGAAGCAUUGAACCACAUAAUGACGAGUGGGAACGCUCCCGCGUUGCGGAGCAGAUUGAUGACCUAUCCGACGAGGAUGACGUUAACCCUUGGGAGUUGAGUGGAUUGUAUGAGGGAGAUAUGUUGCUUGAAUCACACGACGCACGCAAUGGGAUACUCAACGAGACCAUGCGCUGGCCCAACGCAACCGUUCCCUACUAUAUCGAAGAUGAUGAUUUCAUUGACGAACAACAGCUCGUAAUCCUUAAAGCCAUCAAGGAGUACCACAAGAAGACCUGUGUCAAAUUUCGUCCGUACCACAAAAGCGACACCAACUGGGUUGUGUUCCGCUCGAACGCCAGCGGCUGCUGGUCCAGUGUGGGAAUGCAAACCGGAGGACAGACGGUUAACCUGCAGUCUCCAGGAUGCGUUCGGCAUGGGGUUGUAGUCCACGAGCUGCUACAUGCUUUGGGCUUUUUCCAUCAGCAGAGCGCCUCCAAUCGGGACGAAUACGUUCGCAUUGUGUGGGACAACAUCGAGCCCGGCCACGAGCACAAUUUCAACAAGUACAACGACAGUGUGGUAACCAGCUACGGGACCGAUUAUGACUAUGGCAGCGUGAUGCACUACAGUGCGAAGGCGUUCUCGAGGAAUAAGCAGCCAACAAUAGAGGCUCUGGAAGCAAAUGUAACCCUGGGUCAGCGGAAGGGACUCAGCGAGAAGGACGUCACAAAGCUGGACCUUAUGUACGAGAGCAGGUGCGCUGAACGAGCCAACGGGGAGGAACAUCCGGGCUUCCUGGAGCAGUUCAAUGCGCUGCUUGGGUUUACCACUGCCAACAUGGCUGCGUUUGGAAGAGUAUGAACGAAAAUGUGGGGGAAGAGUAAUCGAAUAGUGCAAGUGUUCAUGUGGUGUCUAUUUCAUAAACACAUUAUUCCACCUUUAAUUGUACAGUCGAAACAAUAAAAUGAAAUCAAUAUUA